UCUCCAACUCCAGAGACGAGUUACCUGGGCCAAGGCCUGUUAGGGCGCGCGUGAGGAGGUCUCCAGGAGGGACUCACCUGAGCGGAGCCGAGUGCCGGCGCCCCGCGCCGCCACACCCCAUCCCUCCCCAGGCCGGCCCGUACCCAACCUGAAGACCUCCGUGCAGCGCCGGCGUGCGAUCCUCGGGUGCUCGUCAGUCAUCACCCACAUCCGGCAAGCGCAAUUUCUUAUUUUCCCGGUUGAGAAGAGAUGAUAAUUCUUAAAUUUAUCGAUUGAGUCAUUGCUGGCCGUCUGCAUUCGUCUGCUUGUUCGUUUUGUUCGGUUGGGACUUGGUAGAGCACAGUGGUAGUGGCCUAGUGUGCAAAACAAGAGACCAAUAAACUUCUGCAUCGGACCUUUAUGUAUCAACAUUCCAUCCACUCAAGUCUUGUAUUAUUACUGUGAGCUUUCGUUUCUUAUAAUUGUUCCCACCAUAACCUAAUUGAGUGAUUGCUGCAUGCUUGCUGAAGACGAGCAAAACAGACACUGGCUUCUUGUUUUCCAUCACAGCCCAACCAAUCGUCAACUUGGUAUCAAUGCUGGCUAAAUGAGCAAAGCACUUUGUUACUUGCCCUUUUAGUACUGUAGAAUGUAGAAUGAAGAUUCCUGGUGUAGAGAAGGUGUUUGGUUAAAUGCUUCUGAGAUGAACAUCAGCAACCAGGCGUUUUUGGUGUGUGUAAAUUGUUCUGUUUUUAACCCUUUUUAGUAUCGGAAACGAUUUGUUCUUGUCACACCCACAAUACAUGCUGAAGCUAAACGUAGAUCUCAGUACUUUGCUCUGUUUUUCUUUACCCUGGAGCAGGUUAAUCCAUCGUUGAACCGCAUAAAGAGGCUGUUGCAGUAUCAGCUGGGGAUGAAGUUUAGAGUUGUCUGCAGGAAGCUGUAUGAUUACGUGAGGUAUGAUCUAAAAGAGAUCGCCUUCCCGUCUUCUCUGCCGGAUCCUCCGGGCACCAAGAGGCGUCCUAAGCUCACACUGAAAGAAAAAUGGUGUAUCCUCAAAGAGGCGACUAGGCUCUAUGGGGCUUUCAGGGACAUCGGUCCUGAGCUCCGUCCCAACGAUUACAAGAAGGCCAAAGAGGAAUCAGACCCCAGCAGCAGUGAAGAGGGCAAAACUAAAAGUGAGCCUACUGUGCUUGAGGACCUCACCGUGGCAGCGAGGGGUGGGGCCGAGACUUUGAAGCCCGCGCUGCGGCGCAUAUACAUGACACGCGCCUCAACCUACACAAAUGCAGUGAAGAACUACGUGCAGACCUACCAGGAAGGGUUGAAGGAUGUCCUGGACGAGAAGGCUGCUAGGAAGGAUCAACAGCAACGCAAUGAGAUGAGGAGAUCAUCGACGUCACCUCCACCCCCGCAAUCAUCAUCAUGAACUUGUUUCAGUUUGUCAGCAAAUAUCACCAUUACGACUUGCAGUUUAACAUUCAUAUGUACUCUUGUAAGAGUUGACGGCCGAGUAGUCAGGUAGAACAGAUGAUGAUGCUUAUCACAUUUCCUAAAUUUUUCUUUCAUGUGUAGGUCUUUGAUCUUGUUUGUCUGCUGAUUAGGGUUAUGUGAACUGUACUCUACAUUAUUGCUAUGGACAUUGUUCUUCAGCUCA
This is a messenger RNA of Hordeum vulgare subsp. vulgare (domesticated barley), 1636 nucleotides long. RefSeq lists its product as uncharacterized. The coding region runs from base 893 to 1408 and encodes 171 amino acids. The transcript has a single exon. NCBI's taxonomy places the organism in Eukaryota, Viridiplantae, Streptophyta, Magnoliopsida, Poales, Poaceae. The record is from RefSeq and is a predicted model, not a curated record.